AUGCUGGACUGGACGAGUCGCCCGUGCACCUCGCCAUCCUGUUUCCGCUCAUCGCACUAUGCAUUCCCGUCCCCCGCGAAAGUGGUGAUCCACGGCUCAGGUUGCGCCACGUGUCAGCGCGGGCAGCGCUGCUCCUUCCGCGUCUGGGAGCAGCUGCUGGGGAAGGCGGUCAAGGAGAGCUGGUGGAGGCGCGACUUAGCUCUGACUUUAAGAGGCGCUGCGCUAGCUCACGGGGACAUUAGGUGUCUAGACCCUCUGCACUGCACGGAGUUUAGAGUGUCGUACCACGUGUGUGUGGGACUUCAGCAAUUACUGGGCGAUGCUGCACGUGGGUCUUCUACCGGUGCUCGCCCUCCCCCAUCGGAGUGGAUAGGCGUGUUACACGAGAGGGGACUGCCCGCACAGCCAGCAAGCGGUGAAACGUCAGGAAGCAAAUGGCAAGGGGAUGAUGAGUGGUGCAAGGGGAUGGUAUGCUUGUGCUCUCUCGCUCUCCCACCUCCAUCCACUUGUGCUGAGGGGAGGUUUAGUAUGCUUGUGCCCUCUCUCUCCCACCUCCCUCCAGGCACAGGUGGCUCAAAAGCUGUCACUCGCACUCACCAACCCAUCCUACCUACCUUAUGGUGUCUGUUACUCUCUCUCUGCCCUGCUGCUGACAGGUGGAAGGACACGGGCAACCGCAUGCAAGCCAAGGAGCUAAAACCUCUUGUAGGAAUUCUCAUUCUUUUCCUGUGCCUGGCUGCACCUGCUCUCAGGUGGAAGGACACGGGCAAUCGCAUGCGAGCCAAGGAGCCUGGGGGGUGGUGGACGGGGUAUGUGCUGCUGGUGAACGCCCACCGCUGGCUCAACCAAUCCGUUACCAACCGAUUCCAUUGGUGGCACCACCUAACACUCAUUGCGCCGGACAACAUGUCGCGUGCCAGCAAGGGGCUCGUGCUGUUCUUCGUGGGGGCGGGGUUGAACGACCACGGGCGGGGCGACUGGAGCUACCACAUCCCCAAAGACUCCGACGUCUUCAUCCGCGUCGCUGCCCC
This is a messenger RNA of Closterium sp. NIES-65, 1031 nucleotides long. NCBI's taxonomy places the organism in Eukaryota, Viridiplantae, Streptophyta, Zygnematophyceae, Desmidiales, Closteriaceae. The record is from the annotation of a GenBank genome assembly.